GACAAUCACCAAGUUAUUGCAACGUUGAAAACAUAAAAACAAAUACAAAUUAAUUUUUUUCCUCCAAAUAUAUACUUUGUACUUUACUUCUUUGCUGAGUUUACGAAAUGGGUUGUGACGGUGGUACUAUUCCCAGACGCGAUGAAUUGGUUCGUGUCAAAAAGAAGCCAGAGCAGAAAGACAAGGACUCUGAAAGAGAAUUCCGUUGGCUACACUGUGCUUUGACCCAACAACGGCUACAGGAGCCCAUAGUAAUGUGUGGGCUGGGGCGUUUGUAUUCCAAACAGAAUGUAUUAGAACGUCUUCUGGAAAAGGAGUCAAUGCCCGAAAUUGCAAAGCACAUAAAAAGCAUGAAAGAUAUCAAACAGUUAAAUCUAACUCCCAAUCCAGCCUUUACAGAGGAAGACAAAACUGAGGGUCUACUGGACGCCAGACAUGCUCCAUACAUAUGCAAAUUGAUUGGCCUGGAAAUGUCAGGCAAGUUUCGUUUUGUUGGCAUUUGGUCAUGUGGUUGUGUUAUGUCUGAGAGAGCAUUAAAAGAAAUCAAAGGUAGCUCCUCGGGUGGGGCAUGUCCUGUAUGCCAACAACCUUUUGGUGUUGAGGAUGUGAUAAUACUCAAUGGCAAUGAGGAUGAUCUUGAAAUGAUGCAAGCGAAAAUAGAAAUGCGUCAAGCCAAAAGAAAAGCCAACAAAAAGGAGAAAAAGGAAAAGAAGGAUAAGGACAUAAAAAUCGAGAUUAACUCGGAAGUUGGCAAAGAUGACAUGCCCUCGACAAGUAAAUCAAGUACAAACUCAAACACAACCACGACAAGCAGUUUGAAAUCCAAGGUGGUGGCAAAUCCCAAACGUUUAGGAGCCACUUCGGAAGCUAUGCAAGAUCCUGAGUUAAAACGUUUAAAAACCGAUUAUAGUGUGGCAAAAGAUCCUAAAGCUUCGGAUGUAUACAAAUCUUUGUUUACAUCGCAUAAAAAUGACAAGGAACAAACACGUGCCCAUUGGGUUACAUAUAAUCCAUUUUACAAUUGAUGAACUUGUUACGUAUAGCAAAAUAGAUAAGAAUUACAAUAAUUAUAAAUAUAGAAUGUAUGACAAGUAUUUAAAUGAUACAAAGCAUAGAACAGCUGAUUGAACUAUGAAAGGAGAAAUGUCUAUUCCAAUGGAAGAACUAAGAAAUGGAAAGAUGCGGUUGUAA
Molecule: messenger RNA, 1191 nt
Organism: Stomoxys calcitrans (stable fly)
Lineage: Eukaryota; Metazoa; Arthropoda; Insecta; Diptera; Muscidae
Product: replication termination factor 2
Exons: 2
Coding region: 108-1025 (305 amino acids)
Biological process (GO): mitotic DNA replication termination; site-specific DNA replication termination at RTS1 barrier
Cellular component (GO): nucleus
Source: RefSeq, a predicted model, not a curated record